AUGUCGACGUACCAGAACGGCGUGGCUCCAGCCCGCGCGAUUGAUGAUGACAGCGACGUCGAGGAGGAAGCUCUGGUAGCCGAGUACAAAGAGCAGGUCCAAUAUGAGGACGGUGACGAACUCAGCCAGACCACCUCUUUGAACAUGGCGCAACAGACCGACGACAUUCAAGCGCGCCUUAUCCAAGCUGCCCAACCUCUCGACUUCUCAGCGCCUUUGGAAGUCAAGUUUCAGAGCUACGACUCCUACUGCAGCUUGUUCCAUUUCAUCUUGAACUCUGAGGGACCUGUCGACUUGGAGCCCCCUUCGUAUUACUGGGCUUGGGAUGUCAUCGACGAGUUUAUUUACCAGUUCAACUCCUUCUCGUCGUACCGAUCGCGGAUCGCGCGCCAAGCCUCCAACGAGGAGGAGAUUCAGAUCCUGCGGGAAAACCCCAACACGUGGGGUUCUUACAGCGUCCUCAACGUCCUGUAUUCUCUGAUUCAGAGAUCGCAGAUUACCGAGCAGCUCGCGGCCAUGAAGCGCAACGAGGACCCCGCGGCCGUUGCUGGCGAAUAUGGCUCAAAGAACCUGUAUAAGAUGCUGGGGUACUUUUCCAUCAUUGGCCUCCUCCGUGUCCACUGCCUGCUCGGAGACUUCAGCCUGGCCCUCAAGACGCUCGACGACAUUGAGCUGAACAAAAAGGCCAUGUUUGCCCGGGUCAUGGCCGCGCACUUCACCACCUACUACUACGUGGGCUUCUCCUACAUGAUGAUGCACCGCUACGCCGAUGCCAUCCGCAUGUUCAGCCACAUCCUCAUCUAUGUGUCGAGGACCAAGAACUUCCAGAAGAACGCGCAGUACGACUCCAUCACCAAGAAGAACGAGCAGAUGUACGCCCUGAUUGCGAUUUGCGUGGCAUUCCACCCCACGCGGUUGGACGACACCAUCCACAGCGCGCUCCGUGAGAAGUACGGUGACCAGCUGCUCAAGCUGCAACGCGGCGGGCCCGAGUCACUCCCCAUCUUUGAGGAGCUCUUCCGGGCCGCGUGCCCCAAGUUCAUCACGCCGGUUCCCCCAGACUUCGACAACCCCGAGUCCAACAUUGACCCUGUCGAGCACCACCUGGCUGUUUUCAUGGACGAGGUCAAGACCAACAUGUGGAGUCCAACAAUCAAGUCCUACCUCCGGCUCUACACCACCAUGGAUCUGAACAAGCUUGCCGGGUUCCUCGAAGUCAAGCCUGAGGAAUUGCGCUCGUGGCUUCUGGUGACGAAGCAGCGUACGAAGCAGCUGCGAUAUCAAGACCAGGGCCUGCUAGAUGGCGAGCUAGUCAAUGUCAGCGACCUCGACUACGCACUCCAGGGUGAUCUAAUCCACAUCUCCGAGGCCAAGGUUGGCCGCAAGUUGGUAGACUGGUACCUCCGAAACCUGGCUCGUACAUACAAUUAA
Messenger RNA from Ustilaginoidea virens, 1431 nucleotides. RefSeq lists its product as uncharacterized. Gene Ontology annotation, cellular component: cytoplasm; eukaryotic translation initiation factor 3 complex. The record is from RefSeq and is a predicted model, not a curated record. Gene Ontology annotation, molecular function: translation initiation factor activity. The coding region runs from base 1 to 1431 and encodes 476 amino acids. NCBI's taxonomy places the organism in Eukaryota, Fungi, Ascomycota, Sordariomycetes, Hypocreales, Clavicipitaceae. Gene Ontology annotation, biological process: translational initiation. The transcript has 3 exons.